UCCAAUUUGCCCCUUCCUGGAAUGGCAACUGUUGUGUAAAAUAUCAUCAAACUAACUACCUUUUUAAAAGUGUUUUUAACCAUUUUCAGCGAUGUCGAAGGGAAACAGAAUCCCGGGGUAUUAAGGCGAAUAUCGGUUAAAAGCAAAGAAAGAAAACAUAUAUUAUCCCCGGCUGUCUCCUCUUCGGGAUCGCUGUGGUCCUUCAGACCAGACCCGCAGGACCAGGCCGACCCCAUCGACGGUUCUUCCGCCAGUAUCCUAUUGUCACACAGUCUGAGUAAAGGAGUGGCCAACGGUGGGAUGGCUCAGUUCCAAGAAAUGAUGCGGCAGCAGCUGGAGAGCUCUAUGCACAAGGAGCUGGAGAAACUGCUGGACACCACCACAGGCGCAGAGAGAGAGGUGUCCAGAAAAGACUUUGAGGGCUUCAAGAAUCUUUUCCACAGAUUUCUGCAGGUGAAGGGGCCAUCACUAGAGUGGAUCAAGAUACAAAGACCUCCAGAGGACUCGAUCCAGCCCUACGAUAAGAUCGCUGGCCGAGGCCUGCCAGACAACGUGGCUGACUGCCUGAACAAACUGGUGGUGGUGAAGCUGAAUGGAGGCCUGGGCACCAGCAUGGGAUGUAAGGGCCCCAAGAGCCUGAUCAGUGUCCGCAACGAGAACACCUUCCUGGACCUCACGGUGCAACAGAUAGAGCACCUGAACAAGACCUACAACACAGACGUGCCGCUGGUUCUCAUGAACUCCUUCAACACAGACGAAGACACAAAGAAGAUCCUGCAGAAGUACACACACCACCGUGUCAAGAUACACACCUUCAACCAGAGCAGGUACCCUCGCAUCAACAAAGACUCGCUCCUCCCUGUGUCCACAAACUUGAACAUGAACGGGCAAAGCGCAGAAGGCUGGUACCCUCCGGGGCACGGCGACAUUUAUGCCAGCUUCUACAACUCGGGCCUGUUGGAUCAGCUGAUCGCGCAGGGCAAGGAGUACAUCUUUUUGUCCAACAUCGACAACCUGGGAGCCACCGUCGACCUCCACAUCCUGCACCACCUGGUCAGCCAGCCCAACGGCAAGCGCUGCGAGUUCAUCAUGGAGGUGACGGAUAAGACGCGCGCCGACGUCAAGGGUGGCACGCUGAUCCAGUAUGAAGGAAAACUGCGUCUGCUGGAGAUCGCCCAGGUGCCCAAAGCCCACGUGGACGAAUUCAAAUCGGUGUCAAAGUUCAAGAUUUUCAACACCAACAACCUGUGGAUCUCUCUGACUGCUAUCAAGAAGCUGCAGGAACAGAAGGCCAUGGACCUGGAGGUUAUCGUCAACCCCAAGACGCUUGACGGCGGGCAGAACGUUGUCCAGCUGGAGACGGCGGUCGGUGCCGCCAUCAAAUGCUUCGACAACGCGCUGGGCAUCAACGUGCCUCGCAGCCGCUUCCUGCCCGUCAAGACCACGUCGGACCUGUUGCUGGUCAUGUCCAACCUGUACAGCCUGGACGCCGGCUCUCUCACCAUGAGCCCCAAGAGAGAGUUCCCAACAACCCCGCACGUCAAACUGGGCAGCUCCUUCACCAAGGUUCAGGAGUACCUGACCCGCUUCGAGAGCAUCCCCGACAUGCUGGAGCUCGACCACCUGACGGUGUCAGGAGACGUCACCCUGGGGAAAAACGUCUCUCUCAAGGGCACCGUCAUCAUCAUCGCCAACCACGGAGAUCGGAUUGAUAUCCCGGCCGGCUCCAUGCUGGAGAACAAAAUUGUAUCUGGCAACCUCCGCAUCAUGGACCACUGACACCUUUUUCACACACAAAUUGUGCCCUUAUCAACCUAUUUGGCUUUAUCCCAGCGAUGUGACCCGUCAUUUUUCAGCGCAUUGUUCUCCCUGAAGGGUAUGUGUGAUUGUCUGUGCAGUGCUACUCUGCAGCUUCAACAGUAGGUAGUGUUUACAUGGUUGAUGGUUGGGGGUGCGUGCAGCUGGCAUAUCCUGCCCCCUGCAGGCUGUUUAUUAUAAAAUAUAAACCUCAAAUAGUGUUAAUAAUACUCUACUUUUAGCGGUUAUAUUAAACAAUGACAUAAACAAUCCAUGGUAGGGAGAAAACUAACAAAUCAGAUUCUAUUUUAUUAUCUUUUAACUGUGAUUUUGACUGUUUCUUUCUGUCAAAACCAACUCGAAAUGGAUAUUAUAAUAAUAAUAAUAAUAAUAAUAAUGCCAAUUUAUCAUCCUCUUCACCCUCUGUGUGCUCUUACAGCACUGUUAAUACGAUCACAUAGUGUACUUACAUAGAGAGGGUAAAGUCAUGAUGAGUUUUGACCAUUUAUUUCAAGCACUGAGAUCUCACUCUGGGACUCAACAUGGUUCCACAAAAUACAGCGGUGGCAAGAUAUGUCCAACUGAUAGAAAUAACUGAUAUAAUGUGCAGUUAUCCAUUAUCUAUACUUGGGGCUGGAGCCUGUCCUAGCUCACAGGCACAUACAAUACAUACUUAGAAGUAACCAUUGACACUCACAGGAAGUUCAGUUUCCAUACCGGCCUGUGGUAACUCAUAUGAAAGAUAAAUGAAACGGUAAAAUCCCUCCUAAAUGUGUCUUGUUCCUCAGAUGUAUCAUCCACUCUAGAUGAACAUGACAGAUAUAAAGCAUGUUCAAGUGUCCACUGAAGGGACUGUGUGGACCAAUGAGGGAGGCUGGAUCGGCCUAAAAAUCAAUACAUACAGAAAACCCUUUUUUUUUUUUCUUUCAGUUGAGGUUUCACUGGCGUGGUUUUCUUGUAAUCCUGUUGACAGACUGGACUGAAAAUUACUGAAGAAUUAGUGCCAGUAGUGGAUAGAAAACGUGCAUUCAUUCCCCUCGUCGUCUCGUCGUCGUUUAAAGCUGACAGGUAGCACAGCGUGGGUUCAUCACAGACUUUUUGCUGUUAACAGAUGCCUGCUGCGUCUGAAAAUGAUGCUGAAACCGUGAAGUUUCAUGCCAGGAAAACCAAAACAAUCAGUUGAAAUACGCAAAAAAAAGCUCAGCUCAGGUGAAGUGAUAAUUCUCUGAUACCUUUCACCUACAGGUAGCCAUUUGAUCCAUUCAUAUAACUAUUUAGAGCAGCUUUAAAUGAAUCCAUUUUUUUUACAGGACAAUACAUUAUGAAUUUGUGGAACCAUGCAAUAGUCAAAUGAAAUUAGUAACUAACUUCCAGCGCAAUGGCAACUAAGUCCCAUAGAGCGUAAAAUAGACUUGGAGGGGUUAUGUUUCCUCCUCCAGCGCCCAGGCUAACCUUGGGCUUGUCUAGACUGAGAACCACAUUGAGGUGUGUGGACAGCCUGUGUCUCUGCCUGUUUGGUGCCCUUUCAGUUUUUUCAAAAGUGUAAUAAUCAUGUUAAAGUGAAGGCCUUUAUUUGUUCAGUCCCUGUGUGAUGUAGAUUACGGAAAAUAUCCCAAUGUUGUGCAUUAUUUUUGUUUUGUAUGUUUGCUUACAUUAUGACCUUAAUGUUGAAUCAAACCGCAUGCCUCACCACGGUGUCAAACCUCUCCAUCACAUGACUCAGCGUUAACUCUUCACACAAAGCAAGGACAAGAGGUGCAAUACUUUCUGCAGCAUUGGUUUAUACACACACACACACACACACACACACACACACACACACACACACACAGUUCCAAGUAAGAAUACUUGAGAUGGGUCCGACGUGUGGACCUGAAAGCAAUAAGUGUUGAUUUGUGAUGGUGACGAGGUCUCCGUCCUCAGAGCUGAAUAAAGUGCAAUAUGAAAUAAUGA
This is a messenger RNA of Etheostoma spectabile (orangethroat darter), 3750 nucleotides long. It is a transcript of the gene ugp2b, whose product is annotated as UDP-glucose pyrophosphorylase 2b. Bases 301 to 1779 code for a protein of 492 amino acids. NCBI's taxonomy places the organism in Eukaryota, Metazoa, Chordata, Actinopteri, Perciformes, Percidae. Gene Ontology annotation, biological process: UDP-alpha-D-glucose metabolic process. Gene Ontology annotation, molecular function: UTP:glucose-1-phosphate uridylyltransferase activity. The transcript has 10 exons. The record is from RefSeq and is a predicted model, not a curated record.